GGGCCGCCGGGCCCGGCGCGCGUGGCGCGGCUGCCGUUGGCGCGGGUGAAGGCGCUGGUGAAGGCGGACCCGGACGUGAGCCUGGCCAGCCACGAGGCCAUCUACGUCCUGGCGCGGGCCGCGGAAAUUUUUGUGGAAACCAUAGCUAAAGAUGCUUAUGUAUACGCUCAGCAAGGAAAGAGGAAAACUCUACAGAGAAAAGACCUGGAUAAUGCUAUUGAAGCGAUUGAUGAAUUUGCCUUUUUGGAAGGUACUUUGGACUGAACUGCUCAGAGAAGGAGUCCUCUGGAGAAACAAGCUGCAGAGAUGCACACAGGAUGAGUGUUUGAGUAUCGUUCCUAGGACUGAGACACUGAAAUGGCAACCGUAAUGUUUUGUAUAAAGUUUAAGUUGUUGUAAGUUCAUUAUUUAAAAUCCAUGUUUUUUCCAUAAAUAUUUUGUAUGCCACUUAACUGUGCCCAGUAAUCACGGUGAAAAGAGCUCCCCAUGUCACACAGCAGCUGCUCAGGAGCUGCUCUCCCUGCCUCUCUCCAGGGAUGCUGCAGCAGUGCAGAGCCUUCUGCAGGCAAUAGACUGCCUCAGAUCUCCAGACAUGG
This is a messenger RNA of Nothoprocta perdicaria, 596 nucleotides long. RefSeq names its product DNA polymerase epsilon 4, accessory subunit (gene POLE4). Gene Ontology annotation, cellular component: nucleus; epsilon DNA polymerase complex. The record is from RefSeq and is a predicted model, not a curated record. Gene Ontology annotation, molecular function: protein heterodimerization activity. The transcript has 4 exons. Lineage: Eukaryota; Metazoa; Chordata; Aves; Tinamiformes; Tinamidae. The annotation marks the transcript as partial.